AUGCAGCUGAUGAAGAUGACGAUGAUGAAGAUGAGGUCUCAUCAGCAUCCUGUGGGAGGAUCCAGCCUGUCCCUCUGCUGGAGGAGCAGAGGAGGAGGUGUGAGUCUCUGCAGCAGCAGCAGGAGGAGCAGACGGAGGAGGUGGAGGAGGUGGAGGCAUUCCAGAGACGCAGCAGCAGGAGCAGAGCCAUGCAGCAGCCGCAGCUCCAGCAGCGGUCUGCUGAGGAUCAACGCGCGGCGACAGGACUCUCUGAGGUCCAAACCACACAGAUCCCACCAGCACAAGAAGAAGAGCAAGAACAAAAGACGCAGCGAGGUGGUGGUGGUCAAGGGGAAGCUGAAGCUGUGCUCCAUCUCGGGUCUGGUGGCCGUUCUGGGGAUCCUGGUUCUGAUGGUCGGGGUUCUGAUGGCGGCUCUGGGCUACUGGCCUCGGGACGGACUGUUCUUCAGCUCCCAGCCACAGGAGGGCGCCACUAUGGCCUUGAUGUCCUUCAGUAGUCCAGCACCAGCACUUGUUGAAGACCAGGAACCCGGGUGGGCGGAGUCAGACGGAGGAGACAGAACCAAUGGCAGAGGAAAUGGCUUCAACCAAUCAGAGGCUGUCAACGGGACCUCUCGAGAUGUUUCAAAAGGAUUUCUGGAAGACUUCCUGGACAGGUAUCUGUACUCCGAUAGGCUGAAGGUCUUCGGCCCGCUCAUCAUGGGGAUUGGCAUCUUCCUCUUCAUCUGUGCCAACGCCGUCCUGCAUGAGAACCGGGACAAGAAGACGAAGGUCAUCAACCUGCGGGACAUCUACUCCACCGUCAUCGACCUCCACAGCGUCCGGAAGCCCCACCCUUCUUCCUCUGGCUCCGCCCACCAGCCGUUAGCCAAUCCGCUCAAUGGACUCAUCAACUAUGUCCAGGCCAAGAGUCUGGACUCAAAGUCCCAGAUGUGUCCCGCCGCCCUGUUGUCAAGGCAACCAGCCAGUAGCAGGAGCUGCAGUGACGGAGGAGGAGGAGGAGGAGUCUUCAGUGUCUGCCAGGAGCAUCAGCCUGCACCUCCUCCCUCCUCCUCCAACAGACACUCCCUGCCCCUGACCUCUGACCCCUGCUGGACCUCCCACCACAAAGACACGCGGAGCUCCUUCACGUUGCCCCGGCCCCGCCAGCGCUCCCCCGGCGCCCGCAGGAGACACUCCUUCUGGGCCAGGAGCAGCGGCCAGGAGGAGGAGCAGAAGGAGGAGGAGAUGCAGCCGCCGCCUCUGUGUGCCUCCACUCCUCCGCCUCACCAAUUCUCCGAGGCUCUGCUCCUCCUCUCCUCUUCCUCGCUCUCCUCCCUGUCCCACCUCCUCUCCUCCUCCUCCACUCCAGCCCCACCCUGCAGGAGGCGGAGCCUUCCGACCGCCACCUUUAACGCGGCCUACUGCAAGCUGACGCAAGGAGAGGACGAGUCCUUCGAGUGGUCUUCAUCACACAAGGCGACCCCAGAGGCGGCGGCUCGGCCCUCACAACCAGAGACACCCUGAGGUCCCGCCGGCCCCCUGGGGGGAGAAAGACGAGGAGGAGCCUGACUGAUGAAGCCGGUGAUGACAGCAGCAGCAAUAAAGAGUCUUUGAUCGGAGAGAUGAGCCAACUUCCUGUUCAUCAGUUAUCUGGUGGGACCCAGUCUCACCCAGCCAACAGAACUGGACCCACUUGACCCAAACGGAUCCAUUCAGGAGACCACAGAUUGUCUUCAUGUCCCUCUUUACACUAACUAAACCAGAUUAACCCAAACAGAUCCAACUAAUCCAAGAUGACUCCAUUAAUUACCAGCCUGUCCCGUUUCCCUUCCAGACUGACCAUAACUAACUAAUCCAGCUAAUCCCAAGUCUUCUAACUAAUCCCAUUGGAUUUGGAUGGACACCAGGCCCAGUCCAGCAGCAGGUCCUUCUUCUUCUUCUUCUCUCUAAGUGGAAAGGGUCAGAGGUCAGAGGUUGGUCUUGCUCCACGCCUGCAGUGCAUGCUCUUUAAGCAGCUUCAGUAUUUUGCACUUUUUGAUCUUCAAUGCUUCAUUCUUCUGGGACUACUUUCUUUGGCGGAGGCGUCCGUCCCUCCUGUGUUGGACCUGGAGAAACGGACGGGUUGGACAGCAUGUCGUUGUUUUUACUGCAUGUUCUAGAAGCCGGCCACAUGAUGAAGACAUCAAACAUCUUCACCCUUUGCUGCUCUGCAGGCUCCGCCCACCUGCUGAGGAACCGCCCCCUCCA
Molecule: messenger RNA, 2229 nt
Organism: Xiphophorus hellerii (green swordtail)
Lineage: Eukaryota; Metazoa; Chordata; Actinopteri; Cyprinodontiformes; Poeciliidae
Gene: tmem200ca
Product: transmembrane protein 200C, genome duplicate a
Exons: 6
Coding region: 1-1506 (501 amino acids)
Source: RefSeq, a predicted model, not a curated record